AUGUCCCGGGUAGCAGGACGAACAGACUGGGCCGAAGAGGAGGACGAGGACUCCCUCACGCUCCCGCAGCAGCAGAUUAUCAAGAACAAAGAUGGAACCGAAACCAUUAUUACCUACUCCAUCCGCGAGGACGGCAAGAAAGUCAAGACAACCCGCCGCAUCAAGAAGACCGUCAACAAGAUCGUCGUGAACCCGCGCGUCGCCGAGCGCAAGCACUGGGAGAAGUUUGGACAGGAGAAGGGCAAGCCUCUUGGGCCCCAAACGGAUACCGUCAGUGUUGCCGAGAACAUCGUCUUCCGACCCGUCGCAGGCUGGAAGGCCAACACCGAAGAGAAGAGCCAGGAGGACCAGAAGAAGGCAGAUGCGCUCAAAUCAGCAAAGAUCAAGUGUCGUAUUUGCCAGGGUGAUCAUUUCACUACCAAAUGUCCCUUCAAGGACACCAUGGGUGAGAGCGAGGUCACACCGGCAGACAUGCCCGACGAUGCUCCCCAGGCAGGCGCAGCUGGCACCGGGUCCGGCAGUUACGUUCCCCCUCACCUGCGAGGCCGCGGCGCUGGCGCCGGCGAGAAGAUGGGCGGCAAAUUCGAGCGCGACGACCUGGCCACACUCCGAGUCACGAACGUUUCCGAAUUCGCAGAAGAGCAGGACCUUCGCGAUAUGUUUUCAAGAUACGGCCAUGUCACCAGAGUGUUCCUCGCGAAGGACAGGGAAACGGGCAGAGCAAAGGGUUUCGCUUUCGUCAGCUACGCAGACCGGUCAGAUGCUGCAAAGGCUUGCGAGAAGAUGGAUGGAUUCGGUUACGGCCAUCUUAUCCUGCGCGUUGAGUUUGCCAAGAAACCCGGCAACUAG
Didymosphaeria variabile is the source of this 849-nucleotide messenger RNA. It is a transcript of the gene TIF35, whose product is annotated as translation initiation factor eIF3 subunit g. The transcript has 3 exons. Gene Ontology annotation, cellular component: eukaryotic translation initiation factor 3 complex; cytoplasm. Bases 1 to 849 code for a protein of 282 amino acids. The record is from RefSeq and is a predicted model, not a curated record. Lineage: Eukaryota; Fungi; Ascomycota; Dothideomycetes; Pleosporales; Didymosphaeriaceae. Gene Ontology annotation, molecular function: RNA binding; translation initiation factor activity.